GUCUUUGAGAAAGGAUCCCUCCCCACCCCCACCUCCCCUACGGCACAAACAGAAAUCGAGGUGUGACGCAUUCCCAGACCAUCUGCAAACUCAACACCAGCGACUUCUCUGUGACUGGGUCCAGAUAAAGGUCCUUUCAAGACUGACUUCACUGGAUCUACUCCACCAGGUCUUCUUUGACCCUACUUCGUCACUGUGAAGUGCUAUUGGCGAGACUGCCUUCACCAGCAGAAGACUCACAGGAUCCAUCCACGCAUCCGUUUCACCAAGCGUAAUCUUACCAGCAGAGCAGAGCCUCUGUGUGAUUCUGCCUCCAGCUGAUACUGGACAAGAAAGACCAACCAGCUUGAACUAGACGCCUGGCUUUCCUUUGAAGGAGCUAUUCUGUGAUCUGUGCUGCUAGUAAGUGACUGACAGUAUUUUAGACUGGACUGGUCACUGAGUACAGAGACUGAGUUGCAAUUGAGUGAAGAAUAAACUACAAGAUCUUGAAGAACGCACUAAGGUGCAAGCCAGGUUCAACACUCCAGUGUUGUUGAACUGACAAGUUGCUAAAGGAAACUGUAAAGGACUGAUUGUUGCUUAUUGCCUUCCUCUGUCAUUGUUGCUUUUUGUUGUUACAUUGCUUUGUGUUGUCUUUCUAAGCCCAAAUGUUCUCCGAUAAUUCACACUGCCCUGAUUGUGGGCAGCAGUGGUUCCCUAGUUUAGAACUAGGGCACUGGUUGUACCAAACUGAACUUGUUGAAAAUGAAUGUUACCAAGUGUUCUUAGACCGUAUUAACAGGGCUGAUUAUUGCCCUGAAUGUUACCCUGACAAUCCUGCUAAUAGAAGCCUUGUUCUGCCUUGGUCUUUCCCACUUGAGUGGGCACCUCAAAAUCUCACCAGGUGGACCUUUGAAAAAGCUUGCCAUCCAUUUCUUUUGGGUCCUCCACUGGUUAGAAAAAAGAUACAUGAUUCCAGGGUAGCUGGUUUUAAUCCUGCAUUACAAUUAAUCUUGACCAGAACAGACAAAACUUUAAACAAGAAACUUGGCCAAAGCAAAUGAUUUCUGUAACAGAAUCAUGGAGACUCUCAAGGGCUUUGUGUUCAUAGCCUAGGGGAGAAGAAGAAUUAACUUGUUUCUUUCUGUUUUCCUUCUCUUUUUCUUUCUUAAUUUUUUUUAAGGUGCUGGGGAUUGAAUAUGGGUGCCUUGUGCAUGCUAGGCAAGUGCUCUUCCACUAAGUUAAAACCAAGGCUCCCCCUUUCUAAGGCUGACUCAGACUGCUGUCACUACUCUGUCAACUGCUUAAAUUGUUGGGUCUGCUUCUGUGGUCUAUGCAUAUUUUAGCAGAAACUUAGUUGAUAUUGCAGCCAGAGUAUUUACCUAGAACCAGACUAACCUAUAGCCCCUAUAAAUGCUUUAGAACUACCUGGCCCCUCUUGAAAAUUGCCACAACCUAAGUAUUGACAAGAUAAUGUGGUCCUGGAGGGGAGGCCCCAUGUUGUAUGCCCCAUUAACUGUUUUUCUAUUAGACCUAUUAUGAGAACAUGUUCUUGUAGCUGGAUUCUAGAUUCUAAUAAAUUUUAAUACACUACAUUGUUCUAAUUUUCUCUUAUAUUGAUCAAUAAUGAGAGAUGUGUGUAUGUACAUGUAAAGUUUUUCAUAUAUAUUAUAACCAUUCUUUGACACUGUUUUAUCCUCUGUAAAGUAUUACAGUGUUGAUAACUGGUCCUGUCACAUACUAUUUGGCAAUACCUACAUAGGUUACAAGAAAUGUGUUAAUGCUGCCAGUUUACAUUUACUUGUCUCUAUAUAACCAAAGACUCUCUUGUCUUGUGGUGACUGAACUCAAUGGCUUCCCUUGGAAAUGGACAAAUAACCUAUGCUAUGAAAUUUGUAACAAAUGAUAAAGCUUGACUCCAUAUAACUUAAGAGCGGUUUAGUGGAUGCUCUGUCUUAGACAUAAGAGUCUAAACAUGGGCCACAUUCUGGGAUUCUGUUCAUGGAGAUCAUGGACUCAGAUUUAGAGUUAAGCAACUUAGAAAAAGCUCCUGGAAACAUCUGAGAAGCCACUGAACAUUUUUAAAAUUUCACUUAAAGUGAUCCAGUACCUGUGUAGAAGCAGAAAUGGCAAGGACCCAGGUUCUUCUUUUCCUCUCUAGGAUCUUUAUGGUCUCUGUUCUCAUGAUAGUUCUCAAAUGGCUUCAGUAUGGUUUGUUGUGCCAGAUAUUUCAAUCAUAACCAGAAGCAGUGGGCACCUGGCUUGCUUUCUUACAAGUCUUACCUUGGAAAUAAAAUGUUUUUGAAAUGA
Molecule: messenger RNA, 2292 nt
Organism: Arvicanthis niloticus (Nile rat)
Lineage: Eukaryota; Metazoa; Chordata; Mammalia; Rodentia; Muridae
Source: RefSeq, a predicted model, not a curated record